AUGAAGCUAUGUGUUAAAGGGUCUGUCAUCAGAUUCUUUGCUGAUGACACUAGGAUUCUUAGGCAUAUCUACAGUUUGACAGAUGUCCUGCAGGAUGAUCUCAACUCUGUUGUUAAUUGGGCUAAGUGCAACAACAUGGCCCUUCAUGAGGAUAAGUUUGAGCUUCUUGUUCACAAGCAUUGUCCAAAGAAUUCCUUGUUUGAUCAUCCAUUCGCCAUCCAAGCUCAAACAUAUGAAGUGUCUAACGGAAACAUGCUGUACCCCACUCAAACGGUGAAAGAUCUAGGAGUGACAGUUUCCGCUGAUUUGUCCUGGACCCCACACGUCAACAGGAUAGCUGAACGCGCAGGAAAAGUUGCUUCUUGGGUGCUAAGUGCGUUCAAAACGAGAGACAAAGCCACCAUGAUGACUCUGUACAAGUCUCUCGUUAGAAGCCAUUUGGAGUAUUGCUGUCCUCUGUGGAAUUGCUCUAAGAACAAGGACAUCCAACAGCUAGAAGGGAUUCAGCGUACGUUUACAUCGAAAAUAGAUGGCACCCAGCAUCUCAACUACUGGCAAACAUUAAAGGCCCUAGAUCUGAUGUCAUUGCAAAGAAGAAGAGAACGGUAUUUAAUCAUCAACAUGUGGAAAGUUCUGCAUUGCAAGUGCCCUAAUGAUAUUGGUAUCCUGUUCUCGGUGACUCUCAGACAUGGUCAAAAAGCAGUUGUGCCCAGUAUAGCUAAGUCCAGCAGUCAACGUAAUCAAGCACUACACGACAACUCAUUUGCGGUCACUGGACCUCGAUUAUGGAAUGUAAUCCCAACACAUAUGCACACCAUUGAGUAUCCUAUGCAAUUCAAAGCAGCUUUAACUUAA
Messenger RNA from Bolinopsis microptera, 855 nucleotides. RefSeq lists its product as uncharacterized. Lineage: Eukaryota; Metazoa; Ctenophora; Tentaculata; Lobata; Bolinopsidae. Bases 1 to 855 code for a protein of 284 amino acids. The record is from RefSeq and is a predicted model, not a curated record. The transcript has a single exon.